Messenger RNA from Enterobius vermicularis (human pinworm), 117 nucleotides. NCBI's taxonomy places the organism in Eukaryota, Metazoa, Nematoda, Chromadorea, Rhabditida, Oxyuridae. The record is from the annotation of a GenBank genome assembly.
AUGUCUGCACCUCCACCAUACGAUUACAGUUUCGGUAAUCAACAACGUCGUAACGAUUGGUUAUGUUUACUGGAGAAUGACGUCAACGAUACUAGGCAGGAAAGCUUGCUUACGUGA